AUUAUCUUAGCUAAAAACAUGGACACAUAGAUCCAAAUGAGUGUACAUGCACUAGCCGUGAAUGUGUGUUAUAUUUGUGUAUGUGUGUGCAUAUGUGUGAUAUGAUUAAUUUUUGCAGCUGUGUAUCCAAAGAUGCAGAUGAACGCGCUAAUCUGCAACAAGUGCUUCUCGCCGAUAUACAGAGGUAAACGUCCGUACCACAUCACACAGUGCGGCCACGUCUUCUGCCAGGGUUGUCUGCAGCAAGGUUUCAAACUUAAGUAUAUAAUUUUAACGAUUUUGAGUCUCCUCCACCUCGCUGAUUCGCGAUUUUUUGCAGUCGAGAAGCAAUGCUCGCAAUGCCAGCGUGUCGGCAGUAUAUCAUUACCACUGCAGGAGCCGCUGAUACCGAAACUGAUCUCGUACUUCCAGCCCUUCAUCGAGACUCUGGAGACGCUGAUGAAGGUCGACUCGUUCCGCAGCAAUCAGCUGAAGAUAACGAUGCAACGCUUCUAUGAACUUGAUAAAAAGUAUGAGGUACUGAAGACCCACUAUUGGCAGGAACGGCGCAAUAAUAAGAUGUUGAUGGAGAAGCACAUGAUUUUAAAGAACGAAAAGGACAAGCUGGAAAAGAAGCUGCUGUUCUCUGAGCAACGGAGGGAAACUUCACGUUCCAGCUUCCGGAUGAUGGAGACACCGCCCGAUUCCGGUAUCUCCAUGAACCACGCGUCGAGCACAGGGUACUCUGUAAAUUCCUCGAUGGAAUAUUUGAAAACUCCCAAUAUAACACCCAUACGAUCAGUCGAUUCGAGGAGAGAGCACAGAAGCGCCGAUGGUUUUCGCAUACCCAGCCGUAAACCACCGAGAUCUGUUGGUUUCCCCAACAUGAUGUCUUAAAUUUAACAGGACAACUCUUUCCUUUAUUCAUUUUUCAUAUAUUGUCUCAAGUUCGUUAUACCGUCUCACUUAAUUUACAUGUAAGCGAACUUUGUCAUAAUUUCCUUUUUAAUUUAAAAGAAAACGAUCUCGUCCAGCGUAUAAGAAAAAAUGUGAUUUAAUUUUUUAUUGUGAAUUUUGACAAGAUUAAAUUACAUGUAUUUGAUAAAAUAUAUUUUAAUUUAACAUAUUAUUUUUCUUUAAAAUGUAUAGAUAUUGAAUUAUCACAUUAAAUGAUUAUAUUUCUAAUUAUAAAAUGCAUUUUUACUAGUAUUCUUACAAAUUUCGUAUUCGCAAUCGACGUAUUACAUUACACAUCGAUAAAUUAAAAAAAUUGUAUUGGUUAUUUCGCCAGAAUCAGCUGAGAAGAGGAACUGCUCUUUGUGUGACAUAACUGCACCUUUGCAUCCGAAAUAAACACGCGAUUAGACGUAUUGCGUAUUGGCAGAAAAAAAAUAGAACAAAAAAGUGCGAAAAUAUAAGGCGACUGCUAGUUUGCUUUAAUCAUUGUCGAUCAAUCCUGAUCACCAGCACGAUGGCGAUGAUUUCGCGUUUCUUGAGACCGGCCGCACGUGAUCGCUUUUGAGGUUAGGCGACCGCGACGCAGUGAAGCUACGACGAGAAAGUUGCGCGCGAAUGA
Molecule: messenger RNA, 1555 nt
Organism: Monomorium pharaonis (pharaoh ant)
Lineage: Eukaryota; Metazoa; Arthropoda; Insecta; Hymenoptera; Formicidae
Product: RING finger protein narya
Exons: 4
Coding region: 133-876 (247 amino acids)
Biological process (GO): protein sumoylation; homologous chromosome pairing at meiosis; reciprocal meiotic recombination
Cellular component (GO): synaptonemal complex
Molecular function (GO): SUMO transferase activity
Source: RefSeq, a predicted model, not a curated record